Messenger RNA from Halteromyces radiatus, 447 nucleotides. RefSeq lists its product as uncharacterized. Lineage: Eukaryota; Fungi; Mucoromycota; Mucoromycetes; Mucorales; Cunninghamellaceae. The transcript has a single exon. Bases 79 to 342 code for a protein of 87 amino acids. The record is from RefSeq and is a predicted model, not a curated record.
UAUCAUGUUUCAACGUAAUAUAUUCAUAUAAAAGAAUAGAAUCAUAUAUAUAAAACAACAACUUAAAAAAUCUAUGAUAUGUACAAUCUAUUUCUAUUCUUGCAUCAAGCUUGUUCUUCAUUGAUAUUCUUGUUUUCAGUUUCGUUCACUGAUGCCUCUUCCAGAUCCUUGUUAUUUAAUGGUUCAGACUUCACGACAUCCUUCUUCUUCUUUUCAUUGACAUCAUUUAAUCCUAAAAGACUUUCCAAGUUAUAUUUUCGUAAUUUUCCAAAAUCCUUGACUACUGACAUCAUGCAUAUGGUCUAUAAUAAAAAAAAUAAAAUAAAAAAAAAUAAAAAAUAGAAUAAAAUAAAAUUAAAAAUGAACUCUUAUAUCAUAUGAUUCCUUUUUUUUUUUUUUCCCUUUCAGUAACUUACUCUUGUAAUAUCUACUAAGAUCACAUAAUCC